AAUAGAAGAAGGUGGUCACAUUUGUCCAUUCUCAUCCACAAACCACUAUCGACGAAAGGGUCGUAUAUCUGCCGAAGUAGUUUCCCUUUUCCCCCUUCGAUCUUCUCCGAUUCGAUUCCAUAUUCCUCCGUCAAAAUGAACGACGCAGAUGUCUCCAAACAAAUCCAGCAGAUGGUGAGGUUUAUCCGCCAGGAAGCCGAAGAAAAAGCCAACGAGAUCUCUGUUUCCGCCGAAGAAGAAUUCAACAUCGAGAAGUUGCAGUUGGUUGAGGCUGAUAAGAAGAAGAUCCGUCAAGAGUACGAAAGGAAAGAGAAGCAAGUUGAUGUUCGGAAGAAGAUUGAGUACUCUAUGCAGUUGAAUGCUUCACGGUUAAAAGUUCUUCAAGCUCAAGAUGACGUGGUCAAUAAAAUGAAAGAGGCUGCACAUAAAGAGCUCUUGAAUGUGAGCCGUGACCAUCAUGUGUACAAAAACCUUAUAAAAGAUCUCGUUGUUCAGAGUUUGGUGAGGCUGAAAGAGCCUUCUAUUAUAUUGAGGUGUCGGGAAGAGGACCUACACUUGGUAGAGGAUGUGUUGGAAUCAGCUGCUGAGGAGUAUGCUGAGAAGGCAAAAGUUCAUCUACCAGAGAUUGUUGUUGAUAAGGAUGUCUAUCUUCCACCUGCACCCAACCAUAACAAUCCCCAUGAUCUUUAUUGCUCUGGUGGCGUGGUAUUGGCAUCUCGAGAUGGAAAGAUUGUGUUUGAAAAUACACUUGAUGCACGUUUGGAUGUAGUGUUCCGUAAUAAACUCCCACACAUCCGCAAGGAGCUCUUUGGACAAGUUGCUGUUUGAAGAAUUUGGUUGUAUUGUUUCGUUUCACCAAGAAUAUUUAUAAUUUACUGCAGAGAUUGUCUGUGAGGGGAAUAUGUGUUGUGCCAUUGCUCCUGUAAACUUACUAUUAUUGCCCUUUAGUAACUUCAUUUUUUUUUUGUGUCGUUCACUUAACUUUUUGUAUUUGAUGGGGCGUGCGAUGCUCUAGAAGUUAGUGAUAGCGAUAAAUGUUCUCAGCCAAAGAAUAAGUGCUUGCUAAAAGCAUAUCGCUGCUGUUAGCUUCUCUGUGAUGAAGUAGAAAAUCUAUUGAACAUUGCUGUCAAUAUGUGAUAGAAGGGGAUAUUGUUAUCUUAUUAUUAUGAUGUUUAUCGUGCAAUUAAAGAAAGUGUAUGAAAAAAUAGAUAAAACUUCAUCUGUAUUCAAUCCAAUAUGAAUUUUAGUUCA
Molecule: messenger RNA, 1251 nt
Organism: Cicer arietinum (chickpea)
Lineage: Eukaryota; Viridiplantae; Streptophyta; Magnoliopsida; Fabales; Fabaceae
Product: V-type proton ATPase subunit E-like
Biological process (GO): proton transmembrane transport
Cellular component (GO): proton-transporting two-sector ATPase complex, catalytic domain
Molecular function (GO): proton-transporting ATPase activity, rotational mechanism
Source: RefSeq, a predicted model, not a curated record